Molecule: messenger RNA, 4615 nt
Organism: Cynocephalus volans (Philippine flying lemur)
Lineage: Eukaryota; Metazoa; Chordata; Mammalia; Dermoptera; Cynocephalidae
Product: protein ATP1B4
Exons: 9
Coding region: 100-1302 (400 amino acids)
Biological process (GO): potassium ion transport; sodium ion transport; regulation of DNA-templated transcription
Cellular component (GO): nuclear inner membrane; sodium:potassium-exchanging ATPase complex
Source: RefSeq, a predicted model, not a curated record
CCAAGUGUCCCCAGCAACCAGUGUCUUUUGUACCAGCAGAAGCUCCAGAACUCUCACCCAUUUUUCUGCGUCUGCCGCUUCUUUGCCCACUGAACAGCCAUGAGAAGGCAACUCCGGUCCAGAAGGGCUCUGGCCUUUCCUUAUGGUUAUCGCUACAGACUUGAUGAUCAGGAUGAAGUAAACCAGAACUAUUUAGCAGAUGAAGAGGAGGAAGCAGAAGAAGAGGCUCGGGUGAUGGUGGUGCCCAAUUUGGAGAAGGAGGAAGAGGAGGAAGAGGAGAAAGGGGAAGAAGAGGAGAAAAAGGAGGAGGAAGAGGGGCAGGGUCAGCCAACAGGCAAUGCCUGGUGGAGGAAAUUGCAGAUCUUGAACGAAUACCUGUGGGAUCCGGAGAGAAGGAUGUCUCUGGCCCGAACAGGUCAGAGUUGGAGACAUCAACGGUUGCCCAGAGGACUCUCAAGCAAUUUGCCCUCUGCAGUACUUAAAACUCCACUCCCCUGUAAUCUUGUUCAUGGCCAUCAUUUGCUCAGCAAGCCCUUCCAACGGAGAUGCUGUAAAGGCCUGAUCUUAGUCAUUUACUUCUUCUUCUAUGCCUCCCUGGCUGCUGUGAUCACUCUCUGCAUGUACACGCUAUUUCUGACCAUCAGUCCUUACAUGCCGACCUUCAAUGAGCAGAUGAAGCCUCCUGGAGUUAUGAUCAGGCCCUUCGCCCAUAGCCUUAACUUCAACUUCAACGUUUCUGAACCUGACACUUGGCAGCAUUAUGUGAUCAGCCUAAAUGGCUUUCUCCAGGGUUACAAUGACAGUCUUCAAGAGGAAAUGAAUGUAGAUUGUCCACCGGGUCAGUACUUCAUCCAAGACGGCGAUGAGGAUGCGGACAAGAAGGCCUGCCAGUUCAAGCGCUCCUCCCUGAAGAACUGUUCUGGUCUGGAGGACCCUACUUUUGGAUACUCCACCGGACAGCCCUGCAUCCUUCUCAAGAUGAACCGGAUUGUAGGCUUUCGUCCUGAGCUUGGAGAUCCUGUGAAGGUUUCCUGCAAAGUUCAGACAGGUGAUGAAAACGACAUCCGAUCCAUCAAUUACUACCCAGAGUCGGCUUCUUUUGACCUCCGCUACUACCCUUACUACGGCAAACUGACUCACGUUAACUACACUUCCCCACUGGUUGCAAUGCACUUUACAGAUGUGGUGAAGAACCAAGCAGUGCCUGUGCAGUGCCAACUGAAGGGCAAAGGCAUCACAAAUGAUGUCAUCAGUGAUCGUUUUGUGGGUAGGGUAAUCUUUACCCUGAACAUAGAAACCUAAGAACUUAAGGGGGCCACGCCCACCAGUUCUGUUUCUGUUUUAUUUCAUGUUAUCCUUGGUAGCACCUGAAUUCUUCUUCUUUAAUGAGGACACAGCCAGAUGGAUGCCUAAGACAGCAGAUCAUCUUUCCUUGCCUUUGACAUGUGUAUAAAAUGACAUUGUGGGAGCUGAUUUUUUAAAGGUAGUCUCUCCUGAAGACAAAUAGAUUCUAUUAAUUUCCUUUCCCUACACUUAAAACUAAAACCCAUUCUUGCUGCUAGAAGUCUCCCUGUGUUGUAAACAUAGUAUUUGAUAAAAUUCACCAUAGCCAUGAUGGAGAAUUUGUAUGAUGAUUAUAACUUCAUAACAUUUUCUAAAAUUUUGUUGGUUUUAGAAUUGAGAUUCCUCCCAACCAGGCUGAUAAUCUAUCCCCUUUUUUUUAAAACCCACCUGGCAAGGUCCUUCCUUGGGAAACAUCUCUCAAACCAACCCAGACUACACCUGAGGCCACUAUACCUAUGGAACUCCAUAUCCAGGGGUGCUUCAGACACUGGCUGCCUCCCACAGGCAACUAAAUACUAAUUCAAAGUCUAGGUUAUCUUCAACUGGGACAGAAAGCAGUGCUAACUGGAUAUUGUUCUGAGAUAGAGAUGAAGACCUUCCCUGUGACUUUUUUGGGAGGUGGGGUCCACUGCAAUUAGGGAGAACACUUAGCAUGUGAAUGUGACUGGUGUUUGAUUCCUUGCCCUAUGGUGUAAUCAUCCAAAGGAAAACAUUCCUGCAAAUAGGUUUGUGUUAGCUUCAGGCAGAGGAGAAUACGUAGAAGAGGAUCUCCACCAGCUAAUUCUUCCUGGGCUAUUUGACAGUCAUGUGAUGCUGUUUGACACCAUCAGGAAUGGGUGUGUUGAUCCCCAGCUACAGCUUUGGGGAUUGAAAUCAGGGUCUGCCAACUAAUACAUGGCAAGACAGAAAGCUCCUCCCAGGUCAUCCUAAAGCCAAGGCUCAUUAGUCAGUUUUGCAUUUACUUUGAAAAUGACAUGAGGCAGAUGUUUAACCAGGUUGUGGAUCAGCCAGGUCACUUUGCCUUAUCUUUGGCCAUGUGACCUUCUACUGCUUCUUUACACCUCCACCAGGGGGAGGGCUGGGACAAAAACAGAAGGCAGGCAUCGAAGAUUAUCAUAGUGUCUCAGGGUCCAAAGCAAGCUUAUAUGCCACCUAGAAGCAUCCAGAGUCUGAAUCUCCUCUACAAUGUUUACUUUCUCCCCAAAUAGGAAACUGGCAGUUUGGUAGUGAAGACAAACAAGUGGAGAACUAACUACAAUAUAGUGUGACAAGAAUUAUAAAACUAGAAUGUGGAAAUGCUAUGGGAACAUCAAGAAAAAUAACUAUCUCAACCUGAGAAAGUAGCAGAAGAAAUUUCACAUGCAAAGCCAUGAUCAUGAAAAGACCAUGAUGUAUUUGAUUAACUAUCAUCAGUUCAUUUAACUGGAGUGUAAUGGGCUCAAAGGCAUGGCAGGGAGUGACUGGAGACUGGACUAGAAAGGUAUUCAGGGAGCAAAAGAAGACUCUGGGUUUUAUCCAGUAGGUGAAAAGAAAUUAAAGCAUUUUAUUCAGGGAAUCUCUAUGGUCAAAUCUGCAUUUUAGAAAGAGCACUUUGGGGCCGACCGCGUGGCACACUAGGGAGAGUGCGGGGCUGCGAGUGCAGCGGCGCUGCCGCCAUGCAGGUUUGGAUCCUACAUAGGGAUGGCCGGUGCGCUCACUGGCUGAGUGCGGUGUGGACGACACAAACCCAAGGUUUGCGAUCCCCUUACCGGUCACAAAAAAGACAAAAAAAAAAAAAAAAAAAGAAAGAAAGAAAGAAAAGAAAGAGCACUUUGGCUACCACAAAGUGAAGGGUAGAUUGGAGAGGGACAAGACUGGGGAAUUGGGAAAGAGGGAGAAAAAGGAGUCAAAAAUGACUCCAAGGUUUUGAGCUUGGCUAGAACCAGUGAGAGGUGACAUUGUCGAUCAAGACUGGGAAUACAAGAGAGAAGCAAGCUUGAAGGGAAAGAUAUUGAGAUCAAUUUUGGACAUUUUAGGCUUGUGAUUUCUACUGGCCGGACAUUGAUGUGGAGAUGUAAACACAUGUAGGUUUGGGGAGAAGGAAAGUUGAGAACAAAAGCAACAUUUGGCUAAGUGAACUCGCUUAAGAAAUUGUAAACUAUGUAAUCUUGGAAAUUUAACCCAGUUAUGUAAACACACUACACCAAUCUAGUCUCUAACAUAGUGUUUUUCUCUUGGCUUUGUGGCAGAAAAACUGCUGUUGCUCUUUGGAACCUCCUUCCCAGACAUCUUCCAAGUCUUACCGACAGAGUAGAGGGGGGCUGGCCGCAAUUACCAAGUGAUAGAAAAUAUCAGGAAUAUACAAAAACCAAUAAAACCAUCUCCUCCCAACCCAUUUCCUUAACAAACUCAAUUUUCAAAACUAACCUUUAAAAAAAGAACAAAAUAAAAAAGACAACAACUUUAAAACCAUUUAAAAUUACCUCAGUCAUACUCUCAAGAUCUAGUAGUGAAAAAUAAUCGAACAUUAGAUCUGGAAAGGAUAUUAUAGAACGUUUAGAGAAAACAACCCACAUUGCAUCUGACUCCAGGUCCAGUGCUCUUUCUACUCUGAGCUGCUGCUUGUCGGGAAGUACCAUCUUUUUAAAAAUCAACAUAUGAUAUCCCAAACAUUUUGAAACAUAUGUCAAAGUUCAGUUAAAAUAGUUAACAUUUCACAGGAAUUCAACUACUGGUGCUAUAUUUUAUACAUAAUACAUUAUCCUGUUAAAUACGUUGACUGUUAAACAGACAAGGAGUUACGAAUCUUUUGUCUUGCACUAUUUCUCAUUCAGUGGGACCCAUUGUGUCCACAAUUACAAAGAAUUACUGAAGAGUGCUGAGACAGUUCGGGUUGUCAGCUGGGACAUGAAAAAAUAGCUUUAUUAUACAGAACUAGAUAUGAUCAUAUAUUCAUUAAAGUUAGAUUCUAACUGUUCAGUAAACUUCUGGUGGAUUAAUUUUAAAAGUCCCUCAUACUGUGCUGUACCAGGAUUUGAUUUGUAUACCAUCUGUGGCAAUGCACUUGGUUUUACUUGAUUUUCCAUGAGAAAUACUACUUCCAAAUGCCUUCAUGGUUUUGUCCUUGCUAAGACCUUCGGUUAUAAUUUUGCACCCUCCACCCUCUGAAAUCAUUAUCCUACAUUAACCUUUCUUAGGCAUCUAUUUGCUGGGCAUCUUCAUGUAGAAAACGUUUAUAUUGUCUUGGGGAGUUGUUGACAACAAUAAAUCGAAAUAAAAAAGAAAUGUAUGA